AUGGUCAAUGGAAAGACAUCGAUACUCAACUCAUCAAUGAUUGUCGACUUUGAAUCAAUCACACCCUUGCCCAACAUCCAAUACCAACUCGUGUCAAGCACCAACAACAUUAUCGUGUACGUCGCCAACCCUACCAUGGACCAAGUGACCUACACCAAGACCCAAGACAACUCAGUGUACAAGAUCAAGGCAUCAGGCAAUCAACUCUACAUUCAGUUUGGCAAGUCAUGUUCCAACUCCAUUGGCAACUCUGACUGCACAGGACAUGCAACCUGCAAUGAUGACAACUGUCUUGCCUCUCGUGGUUGUCUUUGGUGUUCAUCUAGUAACACAUGUCAACAACCUACUACAACUUGUGAAGGUGGUCCUCCAACUACAACUGCUUCAUCAACAACUACUGGUGACAACAACAAACCAAAUAAUGCAACAUCCACAUCAUCAACAAACAUUUUUGUGAUAUCACUGAUGACCUUCAUCAACAUCCUCAUUGUAUUACAUUUCUAA
This is a messenger RNA of Acytostelium subglobosum LB1, 504 nucleotides long. RefSeq lists its product as hypothetical. The coding region runs from base 1 to 504 and encodes 167 amino acids. NCBI's taxonomy places the organism in Eukaryota, Evosea, Eumycetozoa, Acytosteliales, Acytosteliaceae. The record is from RefSeq and is a predicted model, not a curated record. The transcript is spliced from 2 exons.